This is a messenger RNA of Anisakis simplex (herring worm), 1170 nucleotides long. The record is from the annotation of a GenBank genome assembly. Lineage: Eukaryota; Metazoa; Nematoda; Chromadorea; Rhabditida; Anisakidae.
AAAACGAAGAUGUUGCGUUCAAUGUUAUCAGUGCGUUCCUGUCUACCGGUAUUCCGUAGAUUAUCAUCGCGUUAUGCUGCUUCUCUAUCUUAUUUACCUUCUACUUCGUAUUCCAAGCUUAAUCUACGGAACGUGCGUUACUACGCUGAUUCUGCACAGAAAUCUGCCGAAAAAUUUGAAUUUCAAGCUGAAACGAAAAAUUUGUUGGAUAUAGUCGCGAAGUCACUUUAUUCUGACCAAGAGGUGGGCUUUUCAUCGCGAAGUUUAAUAUGGACAGUAGAUAUAGUGGAUGUGUUCAUACGAGAAUUAGUAUCGAAUUCGAGUGAUGCGCUCGAGAAAAGACGUUGCAUUCAUUUGACUUCGGGUGAUGAUUCGAAUAUUGCCUAUGAAAUCAAAAUUACGACCGAUGAAAACGCGAAGAAACUGAUAUUCGAAGAUAACGGAAUUGGAAUGGAUCGGGAUGAUCUUAUCAAAUGUCUUGGGACCAUCGCUAAAUCAGGUUCGAAAGAGUUCGUCGAGAAGCAGAAAGGUGAAGAAAUGUCGAAGGCGAGUGCAGAAUCAAUAAUUGGACAGUUCGGUGUUGGCUUUUAUUCAGCGUUUAUGGUGGCCAACAACGUUACAGUGUCGACUCGUAAAGAGGGUAAUAACGUCGGUUAUGUUUGGAAGUGGAACGGUUCCGAUCAGUAUUCAAUCGAACAAACGGACACGUUACCGAUCGGAACGAAAGUCGAAAUCGAGCUGAAACCUGGAGAUGCGUAUCAGUUCGCCGAUCCAAAGCGUGUUAUUCAUGUUAUCAAUAAGUAUUCGUAUUUCAUAACAUUGCCGAUAACAGUGAACGGUGAACGUGUUAAUACAUUGAACGCAAUAUGGACAAUGACCCCAAAAGAGGUGACAACUGAAAUGCACGAAACUUUUUUCAAACAAAUCGCCAAAACUCACUUACCACACUUGAUUACCGAUCGACCUCAAUACACCAUUCAUUAUAAGAUUGAUGCCCCGAUAAAUGUGAGUGCGUUAUUGUAUAUACCAUCACAUAGUGUGUCAACACUGGAAUUCGCAAGUGCAACUGAAGAAUCGGGCGUUUCGCUGUAUGCGAGAAGGGUGCUUAUCAAGGUUCGAGUAUUCAUCAAUUUGUGGUAUUGUUCGAACAAACUGAUGUCGUUGUUUUAA